Messenger RNA from Rangifer tarandus platyrhynchus (Svalbard reindeer), 357 nucleotides. Lineage: Eukaryota; Metazoa; Chordata; Mammalia; Artiodactyla; Cervidae. The record is from the annotation of a GenBank genome assembly.
AUGGAACCGGCCUCGGACCCCUACCGGCAGCGUUUGAGAGGGUUUCGGUGCUUAACGCUGGCCGGAGCCAUAGGACAAGCUGCUGCAGUAUCAACUGAUGCUUUAAAUGCUAGAGUCCCCGGGGGGCAGCGCCCACCCCCUCCAAGGGCCUUGGCGCUGCGCGAGGCCGGUUUUGCCCCUCCUUCCUUGGAGGAGCGCCGAGGGACAGUUCUUGCGCCUGCGCCCUGCGUCAGUGGGCGCCAGGCGACCGUCUCCGCCCCCGCCCGAGGGCCCUUGUGCGCCUGCGCGGUCGCUCUCCCGCCCUCUCACGGUGCUCGGCUGAGUCAGUCAGUCCGUCGGAGUCUGUCCUCGGAGUAG